Hippocampus zosterae (dwarf seahorse) is the source of this 6911-nucleotide messenger RNA. RefSeq names its product basic helix-loop-helix domain-containing protein USF3. Bases 217 to 6549 code for a protein of 2110 amino acids. The record is from RefSeq and is a predicted model, not a curated record. NCBI's taxonomy places the organism in Eukaryota, Metazoa, Chordata, Actinopteri, Syngnathiformes, Syngnathidae. Gene Ontology annotation, molecular function: protein dimerization activity. The transcript is spliced from 7 exons.
GCCUCUUCUCACAGCUCGGAUUGUUUUGGGAGCUGGGUUGAAAUAGCAUGCUAAGGGAGUUAGCACACAGUUAGCUUUUCAAACAUCUCUCUGAAGUUGUCGUUGGCGCUGACACCUAAAUAAAAUGUCCAAACUACAGGACGGCCACAGGAAGGAUCUCAGGUCAAACUGGUGAGGGUGUGCUAACCCGCCUGUCAGGCAACAGUUUGGGAAAGGAUGCCUGAGAUCACUGAAACCGAGACAACUGGUCGAAAACCAAAAAAGAAGAAAAACAAAGAAUCCCACAAUGCUGUUGAGCGGCACCGCAAAGAGAAGAUAAAUGCAGGGAUCAACCGCAUUGGCAAUCUGUUGCCGUGUUCACAAGCGCUAAAACAGAGUAAGAACAUGAUCCUGGACCAGGCUUUUCGCUACAUCACAGAGCUGAAGAAACAAAAUGACACGCUGCUCCUGGAAGGCGGUGAUAAAGUCCAAGCGGAGGAGAUCCGCCGACUGCGGCAUCAUUGCGAGGAGCUUCGCAAGGAGAGCGCCCACUACAUCGAACUCCUCAAAGCCCACGACAUCAAUUUCCUUGAAGACCCCACGGUCCACUGGAAGGGCAAGCGGAGCUGUGCCAAAGUGGCCAAAGUGACCCCCACUCAUCAGCUGCCCAAGGGCAUCAUCGUCUAUUCCAACGGCAACGUGACGUGCCCCACGGGAAAAGAGACCGCCCCCGGGAAGCAGCCCUCGGAAACCUUAAUCCUCCAGCCCCCCUUGGAGGCGAGCGCAAGCGUGAGGGUGAACGGAGCCUUGCUCCAAGUCACUACUUCCGCCGCGUCGCUUCACUCCGGUUCCAGCGUCGCCCAGUCGACGGCAGGCCUCGCGUUGGUGGAGCAGCGUGCGAUUGAGAAGACGCCUCAGCCGCCCUCCGUGUCGUACAUCACCCUCCAUCUCCCCGCCGUAAACGCCGGGCUGCCCCAGCCCCCUGCCGCCUCCGCCCAGACCAACGUAGCCCCGCCUUCAGCGCCUCCACUGCCCGUCUCCUGUCUCGCCACAAUAAAUCAGACUGUGAGGGACACCGCCCUCAGGACCGUAAGUUACACUGGCAUCCCCAACAGUCAAGCCCUUCUCCGAGCGGGGGCGGCGGGCAGCACGCAAACCACGUGGACAACGCUGCAGAUGGCGGGCAACACGGUGCAGCCCGUCUGCCAGAGUCUCGGUAGCACCACGCAGGCUGUCCGCCAGGUGACGGUGUGUCCCGCGGGCCCCAAGCCUCCUCCGGUUCGGCCGAUUCAAAUCCAGAUGCGGCCUCCUCCUGCGCCUGCGCAACAAGCCCCCGUCACCGCGCAUAUUCAGGCAAACCCGCCGCAGCUGCGCCCUGCCGUCCCAGUCCUGGCCCCGCAACCUCGGUGCGCCGUGCUACCGCAGCCGGCCGCGGUGGCCCAUCCCGCCGUCGUUUCCCAGCCCCAGUCGGCCGUCCUCCAGCCCGCCUCGCUCGUUCCCCACCCUUCGGCGGCGCUGAUCCCUCAAGCUCAACCGCAGGCCGCCGUGCUGCCGCUCCUCCAGACCAUGCAGGUGCUGCAGGUCAAAGCGAGCGGCGCGGCGGCCACGGCGCCGCAGAGCAGCAACAGCAACAACCCCAGCGUGGUCAUUCUGCAGCAGGCCAACUCCUGCCCGAGCCAGCCGGUCAUAAGAGAAGAAGCGAGCAAUCCGGCGCCCUGUCAACAUAUCGUCAUCAUCCAAGCUUCUAAUCACGCUGCACCCGCCCCUCAGAAUCCUAAUCUUGGCUUGGUCGCGGCCCCCGUCGCCGCCGCCCCCCCUGCCGCCGCCGCGCCUUCGUCGGCGCCAGCCACUCAAACAGCCAACAGUUCAACAUCAACAUUGCAGAGCGUGGGCGGGAAGCAGCUGGUGCACAUUCUCCCGCGCCCGGCGCAGCCUCCGGUGAGCCAUUCGUCACAGGCGAGCCAGACACCUGCCGAAGUCCACGCGACGCCGCAGACCAUCACUGUGAACGGGCAGGUUUUCGCCCUAAAGGCCAUGAAGACUUCGGACAAAACCGCAUCCCAAAGUACAAUUCAGCUGAUCCAGCCGACCACCACGGAGGAACCCACCACCAACGUGGCUCUCAAGAGUCUCGGGGCCCUCAGUUCUCUCAACCAGAGCAUCUCCCAGGGCCUUCCGCUGAGCAUUUCUAGCCAGAGCAACAACAGCGGCCCGCCUGCAGCGACUCCAUCUCCGGCGGUGCGGCAGAAACAACUGGCUACUGCUCCCGGGACCGUCCCCGGAGCCGCGGCGGUCCCGCCUGUCCAGCAAUCGAAAGCGCCAGUCAAAUCUGGACAAGCGGCGAGUGCGGCCAAGGCUGCCGGAAAGAGGCUGCAGACGACUCUGCACGCUAAGCGAUCGGCGGCGAAAAGGACGAAAGCAUCGAAGAAAAGCAUGCUCAGCCAAGCUAGCUCAGACGAAAAACAGAUGGCAUCUCCUGCCUCAGACGUUCCUCCGGUAGCUGCUCUGACCGAGUCUGCCGGAACCGUACAAAGUGUCACUUGCCCACAAAGCCCGUCGAAAACCCUCGUUUGCGUUACAUCCAGCGGCCCGACGGUACUUGAUCAGCCCCGGCCAAAAAGCGUCGGCUCGGUCGACGUCAAUGCCGAUGAUGUUAUUUCCAGUCGAGCGAGCGCAAGCGUUGCUGCGAAGGCACUUGUGACCGUCAGCGCGGCGCCGGCCGCGGUUUCGGCGAUCGGAGCCGUGGCCGCGAAUGACAAAGCGGCCGCAGCUUCAAACGGGAGCUUGGCGGCGAGCAAGCCUGUAGAACGCGAAACGACCGGCACCGAGACUCGCACCACGCAAAGUAACUCGGCUCUUCCGUCGAGGGUAUCGAAAUCGAGCGCAACCGUUUUCGCGGCUGUGACCGGCGGUGACGUCGCGAACGGCGCCACCGCCGCUCACGCGGCACGUCCUACUUCGGUUUGCGCCACAGCAACUCAGAGUACACAAUCGGUAUCCUGUCCACAACAACCCAACGACAUCAAAUCGGCGCCUUGCGGUAAAGAACCCGCUUCUUCAUCCACCGCGUCCACAACCUCAACUCCGUCGCCGUCGGUUGGCGCUUGUACGACACGGCAGCCCGACCCCAGCGUCAAACUUCCUCCGCCGCCGUUAGCGGCGGAGGCGAAGACCCGACAGGCCCAAGAAGAGAGGCCCGCUACAAGCUUAGCAUCGUCCGAUACAACGCAGAAGAAAGACUUUGCGCUAUCUCACGGAGUUUACACAAACCUCGAUGAUCACACUUUGGAGCCCCCCGAGACGGAUUCUCCCAUGUCGACAGUGGCGGGGGGAGGCAGAGGCUUUUCGGUGGCCUCCAUGCUCCCACAAGGUCAGGACAUGAGCGCUUCCUCUGGCUCCUUUGGAACGUUUACCUUCACAUCCGAGCAGGCCGAGAUGCUCGCGUUGGCCAUGUUGGAACAGGACAGUCCGGGGAGGAGGGCUGGAAGCUGCGUCGGGAAUGACUCCGCCUCCGCCGCCGCCCCGGCCGCGUGGCAACCGCCAAAAGGUCCCGCCAGUCGGGAAAAAGCCACCGCCGCGCAGCAAGCCAAAGUGAGCAAACCCGUGGACGUGGUUAAAGCUCCCGGUCAGGUGUCCGUCAGAGGGCAGGGUGGCGACGGGUCCGUCAGCGGGACCGGCGGAAGCAGGCAUCCGCAGAACCCGGCGGCUCAUCUCAUCACGUACUCCCAGUCGCAGUCUCUGCCGCAGGUCCAGACUCAGACCUCGGCCCAAAGCGGCACCGUGGCCAGCUUGAGCGUCAACAACCUGAUCAGGCCCAGCUCCUCUCAGCAACCCUUCCCGGGAUCUCCCAGUCUGGCGGGCCAGCAGUGCUCGGCCCCCUCGCCCGCCGUGGCCUCGGUCCACAUUUCCCAAUCGUCCAACAACACGCUGUCGCCCUGCUCGGGUGCCGGCCAGCUGAACGAGUACGCCCCCAUGAAAACGGCUUUGAUGAGGGCUCAGGCGGAGCGGCAAGUCAAGAUCCUCUCCAAGCGGCAGGCCCAGGAGGAAGUCCUGCUCAACGGCGGCAAACGACCCAAGGCGUGCCCGGCGCCGGCGCCCGCCGUGGGCCACAUGGACGUGAAAGGGGCGGACCACGGGCAGAUGAUGGUCGGACAAAUGCCUCCCUCGUCGAGGAUCAACUCCGAGGGCUCCCUCUUCUCCACAAACUCCUUCAUGAGCACCGUCGUCCGAGCCACGGAGGCGCACUGCCCCCCCGAGCAGACCCAGCCGGGGGUGCUCCACCCGCCCCAGGGUCAUCCGCAACAUCCCGCCGCCCAGCACCUGGGAGGCAACCUGUACAUGAAACAGCAGCAGCAAGAGCAGCAGAGACACCACCUGUACCAUUUGCAACACCACCCGACCCAGCCCGACGCCGCGCAGUGCCACUCGCUCCACCAGAGGGCGCUCCAGCAAGAGCAGCACGCGCAGAAGAAGAGGGGGCUGGUCCGAGGCAGCCAGAGCGGCUCGCCGGCCGCCGCCCUGCAGCAAAAGCAGCAUCACCUCGAAAAGUCCGCCGUCCAACGGCAGCACGCGCACCCGCAACAGGCGGCGCAUCAGCAUCAACAGUCGCAUCCGCAGCAACGCCAAGUGCCUGCGCACCAACAGCAGCAGCAGCACCAACAGCAACAUCAUCAACAGCUGCAGCAGCAGCAGCAGAACUCCCACAGCAGGCACCAGCAGCAUUUGCAACAACAGAUACAGCAGCAGCAGCAGCACUUUCGACACCAGGAGAAAAGCUGCGAGGCCCAGGCAGCAGGAGCCAGAGCCCACCACAACAGCCACCUGGCGCAGCAGGACCACCUCAAGCCUGGCCAAGAUCACGCUGCCAUGCAGAGGAUGAUGACUUCCAGGACCCUGGAUCAUCAGCAGCAGCAACUCAUCUCGCCGCCCAGCAAUCCGGCGUCGCGCUCGUCCGAGCUGUCGUGCGCGCCAUCGCGCCAGGAGCGCCACCGCGUCUCCAAUUACUCUGCCGAGGCGCUAAUUGGCAAAACCACCACGAGCGCCGAUCAGCAGCAGCAGCAGCAGCGCAUGGCUCACCAUCUACCGCCGAGCCGCAGCGGCGCCGCGCCGGAGCAAGGCGACCUGCGCGGCUACAUGGACGCGUCGGGACGAGGUAAAGCCAACGUGCCGCACAACCCGCAGGGACGAAUCCCGUCGGACCACCCGGGCCCGAACGACGUUCAGCGCGUGUCGGAGUGCCUGCCGUUCAAAAGCAUCGCGGCGGGACCAAGUGCGCAUCAGCUCGCCGGUUUUGAGGCUCAGGUUUCCCGAGGGAGCGACCUGGCCGCCAAGCCGCAGAGGGCGCAGCCGCAGCAGGGAACCUUCCGCAUGGGCGCCGGCCCCCCGCCAGACGGCAGGAACCGGGUCUCGGGUGGCUACGCGGGGGUCCAUCUGGGGCCACAGGGGGCGCACGUAGGACCGGUGCUGCUGCGCGAGCAGGAAGCCUGUCACCAGAGUUUCAUGCAGAGCCUCCUGUCGCCCGACGGGAACCACCAGAGGACGGCACAAUGCUGCCCGCCGGUCAGCAUGGAGUACCCCUCGGUGGACAUCCAGGUCAAAGCGUCCAGCCCCGGCCAGAAAGCCUCCGCCAUGAACAAAAGCCACAUUUCUCAGGUCAACACCAAUAUGCACGGUGGCGUGCGGGCGGCCCACCCCGCCGAACCGGGCCGCCCUUCGGCACCCUCCAGGCCGCCCGUCAGCCAGCAUUCGCGGCACGCGCCGCCUGCCAAGCUGAGACCGGGCGAGCGGCCCCGCCCGGGGACACUGCGGCCCGGCAACCCGUUCGAGCCCGAAGGCCAUCUGCCCCUCCCGUCCGGGGGCGGCGUGCUCCUGGGCCGGACGCAGUCGGGGGGCGAAGCGCGGCGCAGCACCAUCGUACGCUUCAUGGCGGACGGCUCCCAGGCGCCCGGAGACAACAACCUGGUGGCCGAGCAGCACCUGGCGCAGAACUUCGGUUUCCCGUUCAUCCCCGAAGGCGGCAUGAACCCGCCCAUCAACGCCAACUCCACCUUCAUCCCGCCCGUCAGUCAACCCAACGCUUCCUCGCGCACGCCCUCCCUGAUCCCCGUCGAGCCGCAGAACACGUUACCCUCCUUCUACCCGUCCUACUCGCCAGCCGCCCACCCCAGCCUGCCGGGCGACGUCACCCUGCAGUACUUUUCCAACCAGAUGUUCACCAGCCCCGGCCCCGACAAGCCCAGCGCCCCGCCGCCCCUCAACAACCGCUUCGGCUCCAUCCUGUCGCCGCCGCGCGCCGUCGGCUUUGCGCAAGCCAGCUUCCCACUGCUGCCCGACAUGCCACCCAUGCCCAUCGCCAACUCGUCAGGCAUCACGCCGCACAUCUCCAAUUUCAGUCUCACGUCGCUCUUCCCAGAGAUCGCCGCCGGGAUGCCCACCGACGGCUCGGCCAUGCCCAUGUCGCCGCUGCUGUCGCUUGCCAAUGCGUCCGCCGCCGAUUCGGGCAAGCAACCCAACAGGCCGGCGCACAACAUCAGCCACAUCCUCGGACACGACGGCAGCUCAGCCGUGUGACCGAGGAAACGGCGACAAACAAUGUGAAAGGGGGCAAUUGUUUACGUGACUCUUUCGAUCGCAUUUGUUGUCAUGUUCAUUGAUCAGUUUUUUGCUUUUGCUUUUAGCUUUACCGGCGGCGUUAUCAGUUUGUUUGUAAAAGAACAAUCCAGUCUGUUUGGAACAAGAACUCUUUGGUUUUCUAUAUGUUGUUGAAGAAAGAAGAAACCUGCAGCGUUAAUGUAUUUGACUAACUUACAGUAUAUCAGGUUGUUCUGUACAGAAUCAAGACUGUUUUGUAAAUACACACGUUUCAUAUCAGAAGGUUAGAUUGUGCAUUUGUACAUAAAGAAAAUUAAUAAAGUUUAUAAGGGGAUGUUUGA